CUGCAUACUCACUACAUACUGGCUCUACCAACAAUGGACGCCUUCAGCCUGCUCAAGUACUGGCGUUCUAGCGCCGGCGGCGUCACCACUACCAUCUCCGCCGCAAACUCCACCGCCGACACGCGCGCCACCACCGAAAUCGUCUCCGCCCGUAUCUCCGCCGCCAGCCCUUACUCCUCCGACGGCGAGGACGGGCCCUACUUCGACCUGGAAUUCUCCCUUCCCGACCAGGAUAGCGACGCCGACGAACCACCGCCGGCGAAAUCGCACCAAAAUGACCAAAUAUCCUCAGAAACAGAAAAUGAGGACGAAACAGAAAGCGAGUCCGACGCUGAAGAAAUCUCAGUGCAUGAAAAUGAUGACAAUGACGAAGAAGAAGAAGAAGAAGAAGAAGAAGAAGAAGAAGAAGAAGAUGAAGAUGGAGGAGGAGAGCUUAAAUUUGCUCUCGCGAGCAACGAUUGCGCGGAUCAGGCCGCGGCGGCGCUUUCCCCUUCGGAUAAGCUGUUUUUCAAGGGGAAUUUGGUUUCAAUUGAGCCUUCGAGCAUUUUAUUGAGCGGGUCAUCUGAAGAAAGCUCAAAAUUACCCAUAUUUUUAGUGAAAUCAGCUACGAAAUUCAGGGUGCUCUUGCUCAAGCUCAAGAAAUCGAAAUCCGCUAACGGUGAGAAUCUCACAAGGCAUGAAAGAGCUGAAAAAAUUAGGGGCAAUGGUAAAAGGGAGAAUCAGGGGAAACUGAGCGGUAAGUUAAUGGCGGUGAAAUUGAGAGUUGAGGAGGGGCCUCUCAUGUCCCUGUUCACCAGAGACAACAGCGCGAAAGAAAACGGCCAUGGCCGUGUGCUGGCUGAAGGUAACAAUGUUGACGAGAGAAAGCUGACCAAAGAGGUGGUGCUGCAGAAGUACUUGAAGAUGGUGAAACUUCGCGUUUCCAAGCGUUACGUUGAGAAAUUGAAGUUCGCCGGCGGUCAGUCGGUGGGAGGCGGUGGCUCCAAAAUCUCGGCUGCAGCGGGGGCGGUGGCGGCGCGUGGCGACACGAAGCCUCAGGAGAAGCAUGGGAGCGGCGGUAAUAACCUGCAGGCGGGGCUCAAGGUUGUGCGGAAGCACCUAGGGAAGAGCCGAUCGGCGUCCGCCUCGGUAGCUGCGUCGCCACUCAGGAAGGCGGCGUCGAACCGCCGGGAUGACUCACUGGUGCAGCUGCACGAUGGGAUCCAAGGCGCCAUUUUGCACUGCAAGAGAUCGUUCAACGCCUCCAGGGAUAUUGAACCAUCUUCAAUUUUAUGUCGGUCUGUGAGUGAGCCAUCCGUGAGUUCAUCAGUACCCUCGACGUCGUCGUUUCGUAGGAGAAACAAUGAGAGACUUGGGUCAAGAUGUAUCGGAUAGAGAGAUAAUUAUUGUAAGUAUAAUAUAUGCGUUUUUUUUUAUAAAGGGAGACUAGUGAGUGUAGGUCGAAGUGCUAGGUGAAGAAAAAGAGCACUUAUUAGUAUUAUGUUUAUGGUUUUCUCAUUUUCUUGCUUUGAUAUCAGUGCUUCCAACUCGAGCCAUUAUAGCUAAUGACUGAAGAAUGAGUGAUGAAUUAUUGCUUUUUAUUUUGGGUUAUCUGCUAUAAAAGCGGUCGUGUUUCUGCAUUUUAAUAUUUACUGCUUUUGAACUUCAUUCCAUUUUUCUCAAAGCAAAAAGAAUGUCCCAUUCUAAUAUUCUUGAUGUAGUUUACAUUUGUUUAGCAUAAUUUUAGAGAACGUGAACUCUAUUUAAGUUGAUGGCUUAUCUGGCUUGAACAGUAUAAUAUCUGAAACAAAAAUUUGUUAAUUCCAACAAAUUUAGAUAUUUUCAUACUCAAAUAUUUAAAAUAUAAUGGAAAUAAAAACAAGACCUUUCUUAGUAUAAUUGUGUGAG
Molecule: messenger RNA, 1887 nt
Organism: Striga asiatica
Lineage: Eukaryota; Viridiplantae; Streptophyta; Magnoliopsida; Lamiales; Orobanchaceae
Source: the annotation of a GenBank genome assembly